UUUGGCACAAACUUAUUCUUCACUUGCCUUCCUGCUCCGAUGUGACUUUCCCUUCCCCAAAUUGUUUUGCAUGGAGCCGUCUCUCCUCCUUUUUAUUCCCCUUCCGCCUCCGCCCCGCCCUUUUAAGCUUCACCCUCCGAGUUUCAUCUUUGCCCAUGGCCGAUGCCUCCGCAAAGUUCCACUCGCCGGAGCUCCUCCCGCCCGGGCCGGCCGCCGCCGACCUCGGCGCCGCUCAGCAGCAUGACGGCCUCCACUUCUGGCAAUUCAUGGUGGCCGGAUCCGUCGCCGGGCUCGUCGAGCACACCGCCAUGUUCCCCGUCGACACCCUCAAGACGCGGAUGCAGAUCGGGUCGCCUCUCUGCCACCCGCCGCUCGGCCUCCGCCAGGUCCUCCACGGAGUCCUCCGCGCCGAGGGCCCCUUCGGCCUCUAUCGCGGCCUCGUCGCCAUGAGUCUCGGCGCUGGCCCUGCCCACGCCGUCUACUUCUCGGUCUAUGAGUUCUCCAAGAAGUCGCUGUCCGGGAACAACCCCAGCAACCCGUUCGCGCACGCCGCGUCUGGUGUGUUCGCCACCGUCGCCAGCGACGCCGUCUUCACUCCCAUGGACACCGUGAAGCAGCGCCUGCAGCUGAAGAGUAGUCCGUACAAGGGGGUCUUGGAUUGCGUCGCUAGGGUUCUGCGAGAGGAAGGGAUUGGGGCGUUCUUUGCCUCGUAUAAGACGACCGUGGUGAUGAACGCUCCCUACACAGCCGUGCACUUUGCGACCUAUGAAGCGGCAAAGAGGGGGCUUACGCAGAUCUCGCCGGAGAACACAAGCGAUGAACAGCUGGUUGUGCACGCCACAGCUGGCGCUGCCGCCGGUGCCUUGGCGGCAGCAGUAACGACGCCGCUAGAUGUGGUCAAGACUCAGUUGCAAUGUCAGGGGGUUUGUGGUUGCGAUAGAUUUUCUAGCAGUUCCACGAGCACGGUUAUAGGGACUAUAGUACGGCGCGAUGGCUACCCGGGGCUGAUGAGGGGAUGGAAACCUAGAAUGCUAUUCCAUGCACCUGCAGCAGCCAUCUGCUGGUCUACUUAUGAAGCUAUGAAAUCAUUUUUCUACGAGCUGAACAAUAAAGAGUGAAACAGUCUGAUCAAAUGAGAGGGUAUUGUCCCCCUUUUUAAUCCUAAAUCUUAUAUAAAAAUAUUAUAGUCCUCCAAUUGAAGGUAGCAUCUGUAAUGUAUUUGGCUCUAUUGCCAAUCUGGUUUUACUGCCACCCUAUUCGACUAAUGUGCCUGUACAAAUUCCCUUGUUAAAAUAAAAUGCAGCACGGCCGCUCGCA
Zingiber officinale is the source of this 1317-nucleotide messenger RNA. Its product is annotated as mitoferrin-like. Lineage: Eukaryota; Viridiplantae; Streptophyta; Magnoliopsida; Zingiberales; Zingiberaceae. The coding region runs from base 156 to 1118 and encodes 320 amino acids. Gene Ontology annotation, biological process: iron import into the mitochondrion. Gene Ontology annotation, molecular function: ferrous iron transmembrane transporter activity. The record is from RefSeq and is a predicted model, not a curated record. The transcript is spliced from 2 exons. Gene Ontology annotation, cellular component: mitochondrial membrane.